AAAAAUGUGAAAUACAUUUACAAUGCAACUUAAAAAUAAACAUUUUACGUGGAGCAUUAUUGUGAUCUCCUAUAAAUAUGGCAAAGAUUGCGGGAAGAUUCAUUAUAUUCAUUCGGAUCUUUCAAAACAGAUUGCGCAAUGAUGCUGGCACGUGCCACCGUUUAUGGGAUUGUACUAUUCUGCCUUCUGUGGAUUGAGGAAACUCGGGCUGGAUCAAGCUUUCUGAGUCCGGCCGAUAUGCAGAAAAACUCGGGCAAGAGGCCACCCAAAAAGAUGGUCCACAGCAAUGUACAUCGCAGGGAAGUUGGGGACACAUGGGAUAGCCCCCUGGAUCAGCUCAUUGAGAACCCGAUGGAAAUUGGGUUUAAAUUUCCUCUGGAUAUCAACUUGAAAAUGACUGAAGAGCAAUUCCAACAGCAUAAAGCGGCUAUCCAGGAGAUACUCUUUGAGGUUCUAUCUCUCAGCACUUCUCAAGAUACAGAAGAAAGAAAUGAAUAAUUGCACAUCAAUGCUGAAUCCUCCUGCUUGCACUCUUCCCUGUGUUUGUUUCCAGAUUAAAGAUACUCGUGUGUUUCCUUUUGUGCUAAUCGUGUACUUUUAAAAUAAAGCUAAUGUUUAGA
Pelobates fuscus (common spadefoot toad) is the source of this 620-nucleotide messenger RNA. Its product is annotated as ghrelin-like. NCBI's taxonomy places the organism in Eukaryota, Metazoa, Chordata, Amphibia, Anura, Pelobatidae. Gene Ontology annotation, cellular component: extracellular region. Gene Ontology annotation, biological process: gastric acid secretion; regulation of response to food; negative regulation of inflammatory response. The record is from RefSeq and is a predicted model, not a curated record. Gene Ontology annotation, molecular function: growth hormone-releasing hormone activity; ghrelin receptor binding. Bases 139 to 498 code for a protein of 119 amino acids. The transcript has 5 exons.